Messenger RNA from Didymodactylos carnosus, 1287 nucleotides. NCBI's taxonomy places the organism in Eukaryota, Metazoa, Rotifera, Eurotatoria, Philodinida, Philodinidae. The record is from the annotation of a GenBank genome assembly.
AUGACAUUAGUAAUGCAAUUAUUUCUAUAUUUGUCUGCUUAUCAUGCUGGAAAAAAAUUACAUUGGUCAAUGUUAAACAGCGUUCUUCAUGCUCCAAUGUCAUUUUUUGAUACGACUCCUCUUGGCCGAAUUCUCAAUCGUUUUGCAAAAGAUAUUGAUUUAGUUGAUUCAGCAUUGCCCACUUCAUUCGCGUCAUCAUUAAACACUAUGAUUUCUGUUAUAGCCACAGUGAUCAUUUUAAUCUAUGGCUCAUAUUUUGCUAUUAUCGCGUUGUUACCAUUAGCUGUUCUAUUCAUAUUUAUACAGCGUGUCUAUGUUGCUUCAUCUCGUCAAUUACGUCGUCUUGAUUCAACUACUCGUUCACCUGUCUAUUCAAAUUUUGGUGAAACAAUUCAAGGUUUAUCAACUAUCCGUUUGGAAAUUAUAGCCAAUGUUCUGACAUUAGCAACGAGUUUAUUUGCUGUUCUAAUGAGAGAUAAAUUAUCAGCAGGAACUGUUGGAUUAAUAAUAACGUAUGCCAUGCAAAUAACUCACUCGUUAAAUUGGUUAGUUCGAAUGGCAUCUGAUAUUGAGACAAAUAUUGUUAGUGUUGAACGUGUUAAUGAAUAUUCACAGCUUGAAAGUGAAGCACCAUGGGAAAAACCAGAUGUUAAACCGCCACCUCAUUGGCCAACCCAAGGUGGAAUUCAAUUUAUUGAUUUAUCAACACGUUAUAGAGGAGGUCUCGAUCUCGUUUUAAAAAAUAUAACAAUUGAUGUUCAACCAGGAGAAAAGAUUGGAAUUAUUGGUCGUACGGGUUCCGGCAAAUCGAGUCUAUGUAUUACUUUGCUUCGUAUUAUUGAACGUACUCAAGGUAAAAUUAUCAUCGAUAAUAUCGAUAUUACUGACAUUGGAUUACAUGAUGUCAGAUCAAAAAUUACCAUUAUACCGCAAGAUGCUGUCAUAUUUGCUGGCACAUUACGUUUUAAUAUGGAUCCGUUUGGAACGUAUAGUGACGAAGAAAUUUGGAAUGUGUUAGAAUUAGCUCAUCUAAAACGUCGUACAUUUACAGUAGAAAAUGGUUUGCAUUAUCAGUUGACAGAAGGCGGCGAAAAUUUAAGUGCCGGUGAAAAACAAUUACUUUGUCUCGCACGUGCCCUGUUGCGUAAAAGUAAAAUAUUUGUACUUGAUGAGGCUACUGCUGCGAUUGAUAUGGAAACAGAUCGGCUAAUACAGCAAACAAUGCGUUCAGCAUUUAAAAAUGCAAGUUUUAACAAUUGCACAUCGAUUACAUACGAUAUUGGAUAG